This is a messenger RNA of Mesocricetus auratus (golden hamster), 3053 nucleotides long. RefSeq names its product FtsJ RNA 2'-O-methyltransferase 3 (gene Ftsj3). The coding region runs from base 322 to 2811 and encodes 829 amino acids. Gene Ontology annotation, molecular function: rRNA (guanine) methyltransferase activity; rRNA (uridine-2'-O-ribose)-methyltransferase activity. The transcript has 20 exons. Gene Ontology annotation, cellular component: nucleus; preribosome, large subunit precursor; nucleolus. Lineage: Eukaryota; Metazoa; Chordata; Mammalia; Rodentia; Cricetidae. Gene Ontology annotation, biological process: rRNA methylation; maturation of LSU-rRNA from tricistronic rRNA transcript (SSU-rRNA, 5.8S rRNA, LSU-rRNA); maturation of 5.8S rRNA from tricistronic rRNA transcript (SSU-rRNA, 5.8S rRNA, LSU-rRNA). The record is from RefSeq and is a predicted model, not a curated record.
UCUAGGUUAGUAGUAAUCGUACGCGACCUUCUUAGGUUUCUUUUCUAAUUUGUAAGACCCGCGGACAGAAAAUUUUGGCCACACUCAAAAUGGCGGAAAGCUUAAAGCCGGGAAUUCAGGAAACGCGAGCGGAAGCGGAAAUACGAUUGCUGGCUGCCUACAUGUGCUACUUCCGGUGUUGAAAACCCUGUGGCUUUCAGGGCUGUCUAGGUGCCCGGUGAGUGGUAUGGUCGCCCGCUGAGAAACCGAAGCAGCACCCAGUGUCCGGGAAGGUGUUCUCAGCUCUCCCGUCCUCCCGUGAGUGACGGUACCCGUCCCACCAUGGGCAAGAAAGGCAAAGUCGGCAAGAGCCGGCGGGACAAGUUCUACCACUUGGCCAAGGAGACUGGCUAUCGUUCGCGCUCCGCCUUCAAACUGAUCCAGCUCAAUCGCCGCUUUCAGUUCCUGCAGAAAGCCCGGGCCUUGCUGGAUCUGUGCGCUGCGCCCGGAGGAUGGCUGCAGGUGGCUGCCAAGUUUAUGCCUGUAUCCAGUCUUAUUGUGGGAGUGGACCUGGUUCCAAUCAAGCCUCUUCCCAAUGUUGUGACUCUCCAGGAAGAUAUCACAACAGAGCGCUGUAGGCAGGCCCUGAGGAAGGAGCUGAAGACAUGGAAAGUUGAUGUUGUACUCAAUGAUGGGGCUCCUAACGUUGGGGCUAGCUGGGUUCAUGAUGCUUACUCACAAGCUAACUUGACACUGAUGGCGCUGCGUUUGGCUUGUGAUUUUUUGGCCCGUGGCGGUUGUUUCAUCACGAAAGUCUUCCGUUCCCGUGACUAUCAGCCCCUGCUGUGGAUCUUUCAGCAGCUGUUCCACCGUGUCCAGGCCACGAAGCCCCAGGCCUCUCGCCAUGAAUCUGCAGAAAUUUUUGUAGUCUGCCAAGGGUUUCUGGCUCCUGACAAGGUUGACAGUAAAUUCUUCGAUCCAAAGUUUGCCUUUAAGGAGGUUGAAGUUCAGGCUAAAACUGUUACGGAGUUGGUGACAAAGAAGAAGCCAAAGGCUGAAGGCUAUGCUGAGGGUGACCUUACUCUUUAUCACCGGACCUCAGUCACUGACUUCUUGAGAGCUGCCAAUCCUGUUGACUUCCUCUCCAAGGCCAGCGAAAUUUCAAUAGAUGAUGAAGAGUUGGCACAGCAUCCAGCUACAACUGAGGAUAUAAGAGCAUGCUGUCAGGACAUCAAAGUUCUGGGGCGCAAGGAACUUAGGUCUCUACUGAAUUGGAGAACAAAACUUCGGCGGUUUGUGGCCAAGAAGCUGAAAGAACAAGCAAAAGCCCUGGACAUCAGCCUCAGCUCAGAAGAAGAAGGUGAUGAGGAUGAGUCAAUAGCUGAGACAAAGCAGGCUUCAGAGGAGGAAGAAGAGGAGCAGCUUAACCGCACCCUGGCAGAGAUGAAAGCCCAAGAGGUGGCAGAGCUUAAGAGGAAGAAAAAGAAAUUGCUUCGAGAGCAGAGGAAGCAGCGGGAGCGGGUAGAGCUGAAGAUGGAUCUGCCUGGGGUUUCCAUUGCAGAUGAGGGGGAGACAGGCAUGUUCUCCCUGCGUACCAUCCGGGGUCAUCAGUUGUUAGAGGAAGUAACACAAGGAGACAUGAAUGCUGCAGACACAUUUCUGUCUGAUCUGCCAACGGAUGACAUCUACGUGUCGGAUGCUGAGGAGGAGGAGGAGAGUGAUAAUUCUCUGGACAGUGACCUGGAUUCAGAAGAGCUGGCAGGAGUCAGGACACAUUCCAGUCUGAAGGACAGGAAGUGGUUGCGGUCUGCUCAAGUGGAUGACACUAAAGAGGAGGAGGGAGAGAACCCAUUGCUGGUACCACUGGAAGAAAAGGCAGUGCUGCAGGAAGAGCAAGCCAACCUGUGGUUCUCCAAGGAUGGCUUCAGUGGAAUUGAGGAUGAUGCUGACGAGGCCCUGGAGAUCAGUCAGGCUCAGCUGCUGCACAAGACUCGUCGGAAGGAGCCAUCCCUACAACCUUCUAGUCUGAAGACUGAAAAAAAACCUCCCCCAUGCCAGAAUGAGGUCCCUAAGGAGACAGAGGCUGUCUUGGGGACAGAAGGUGUCAGUGACCCUGGCGGGGAGGACAAAGUCAACAGCUCAGACAGUGACAGCAGCAGUGAGGAUGAAGAAAGCUGGAAAGCAUCCCGUGGUAUCAAGCGCAGCCGGGGGUCUAAGGCGGACGAUGAUGGGUUUGAGGUAGUGCCUAUUGAGGACCCAGCGAAACAUCGAAUUCUGGAUCCUGAAGGCCUUGCUCUAGGUGCUGUUAUUGCCUCUUCCAAAAAGGCAAAGAGAGACCUUAUAGAUAACUCAUUCAAUCGGUAUGCAUUUAAUGAAGAUGAGGGGGAGCUUCCAGAGUGGUUUGUGCAGGAGGAGAAGCAGCACCGGAUACGCCAGCUGCCCAUUGACAAGAAGGAAGUGGAACAUUACCGAAAACGCUGGCGGGAAAUAAAUGCACGGCCCAUCAAGAAAGUAGCUGAGGCCAAGGCGAGAAAGAAACGGAGGAUGCUGAAGAAGCUGGAGCAGACCAAAAAGAAGGCAGAAGCUGUGGUGAACACCGUGGAUAUCUCAGAACGAGAAAAGGUGGCACAACUGCGAAGUCUCUACAAGAAGGCUGGACUUGGCAAGGAGAAACGUCAGGUCACCUACGUUGUAGCCAAAAAAGGUGUAGGCCGUAAGGUCCGGCGGCCAGCUGGAGUCAGAGGUCAAUUCAGGGUAGUGGACUCCAGGAUGAAGAAGGACCAGAGAGCUCAACAACGGAAGGAACAGAAGAAAAAACACAAGCGGAAGUGAGCAGAGACAUCUGGAAGAGACUAAAGAUUAGGAAGAUGCAUAGUUCCCUCUGGUGGUUUUGGAACCUGUUGUUGCCCAGAGAUUAGGGGGAGCUAUGUGUACCCACAGUUCUACAAUAGAUGCCUCUUUGAAGGAUGGUCAUCCAUGAAGCAUCAAGGAAUUGUUUAUGAUUCUGACAACUGAUACCACUCCCUGAUCUUUCACGAUGGACUUAGGAUGGAAAUAAAUCUUUUUUAAGGGAA